Molecule: messenger RNA, 2142 nt
Organism: Saxophila tyrrhenica
Lineage: Eukaryota; Fungi; Ascomycota; Dothideomycetes; Mycosphaerellales; Extremaceae
Gene: AKR1
Product: palmitoyltransferase akr1
Exons: 3
Coding region: 1-2142 (713 amino acids)
Biological process (GO): protein palmitoylation
Cellular component (GO): Golgi membrane
Molecular function (GO): protein binding; palmitoyltransferase activity
Source: RefSeq, a predicted model, not a curated record
AUGCCCUCCCGCACGCCCUCCGCCUCCCCCAGCGACGAUGGCAGCUCCGACGGCCUGGCCAAAGUCGAGCUUAGCGACCUAGACUCCAGCCCCCCACCCCCCCUCCCCGUCGAGCAAGACCUCAUGCAACUGGCCCGCCUAGGCGAACUACGCUCCAUCCAACGCCUCUUCGACACGGGAAAAUACACCGCCCGCUCCACCGACGACCAAGGCAUCACCGCCCUUCACUGGGCCGCGAUCAACGGCCACCUCGCCCUGUGCCACUUCCUGCUGCAGUCCGGCGCGGACGUCGACGCUAGGGGCGGGGACGCGCAGGCUACGCCGGUGUUGUGGGCGAGUAAACGGUGUCAUCUCUCUGUCGUCUCGCUGCUGCUGUCGCAUGGUGCGGACCCGUUGAUCCGCGAUGAUCAGGGUUACAACCUCUUGCACUCCGCUACGCUAGAUGGGAAUGUCUUCCAACUCGUGCUCCUGCUGCAUCAACCCGACAUCCCCGUCGACGUGCCCGAUGCGUCAGGGCAUACCAGCCUCAUGUGGGCAGCAUACAAAGGCUUCGGCGCAUGCGUGGACGUCCUGUUACGAUGGGGCGCAGAUGUUCACGCGACGGACGAGAUGGGUUUUACAGCGCUGCAUUGGGCUUUGGUGAAGGGGAGCUACGGGUGCAUACAGAAACUGGUGGAGUUAGGGAGCGAUCGGUUCGCGCGGAGUAAACCUGUCGAAGGACAGACGGAGGGGGAUAGUCCGGCGGCGACGGCCGCGAAGAUGAAGUCAGAAAGGCAAUGGCACAAAGCGCUGGUGGACUCGGGGUUUGAUGAGGAAGGGAGGGCGAUGGGGUUUCCAGUACCAAUGGUGAAGGAUCGGAGAUGGUUCUUCAACCGCUUCUUCUUCCUCUGGCCAUUCGCGCUGGGUGGAUUACAGCUCUGGAUGCUCGCGCACAUGCUCGUCUGGAUCUCGGUCCCGGGCGUCCUACUCGUCGGCUACGCCCUCCAAGCCCUCGUGCAAAAGACCCUCCGCUGGGCCCCCGCCGACAUGAAACACAUGCACCGCACGCCCUUCCUCGCAGGCAUCUUCGCCGGCACGCUCUUCUGGGUCGGCGUGCGGUACGUCUUCUACAUCCUUCCCUGGACAUUGUCGACGAACAUAUUGCUCAACUUCGGGUUUAUGAUAGCUUACGGCUUGUGUGCAUAUUUCUACGCGUUGACGAUGACGGCGGAUCCGGGGUUCAUUCCGAAAGGUGGGAGUCGCGGACAGACGAAGAACACGAUUGAUGAGUUGGUGGAGCAUGGGGCUUUUGACGAGGUGCAUUUUUGCACGGCGUGUAUGAUUCGGAAGCCAUUGAGGAGUAAGCAUUGUAGGCGGUGUGGGCGGUGUGUGGCCAGGGAGGAUCACCACUGCCCGUGGGUGGACAAUUGCAUUGGGGUGAAUAACCAUAAGCAUUUCUUGCUCUACGUUGUGUUCAUGAUUGCGGGCAUUGGACUGCUGGUCCAGCUUACGAUCAAAUACAUCGAACGCCUCCCUGACCCUCCUGAGCUCAACUGCGCCAUUCUUAAAGAUCCACUCUGCGCUCCUUUUUCCCGAGAUCCCAUGACCAUCAUCACGAACGCCUGGGCCUCGCUGCAGCUCACCUGGACCUUCAUGCUGCUCUUCGUGCACCUCACGCAGGUCGGCCGAGCACUCACAACCUUCGAGACAAUGAAAGGCCAUGGUCAAGUCGGCCCGCUGAUGACUGCAAUGACCACCGGCUCUACCACCGAAGGCGCCCAAGUCGGCCUAGCAGGCUCAGGUCCAGAUCCAGUCGGAAGCCACAAGCACGGCAAAAGCAAGAAGAAAGAAGGCUGCCUCACGCAAUGGAGCCGCCUGCUUGGGCUGGACGCCUUUUACACGAUCGCGUUCCAAGGCUACAAGGGCGCUAAAGACCGCGAGACGCCCGCCGCGCGGAAACCUUCGAAUCCUUUCUCGAGAGGUGUGUUCAGGAAUUGCCAGGACUUCUGGAUGGAUGGGCCGAUCUUUGGCAGGAAGCAAGAUGGUCAGGCAUUGUUGGGGGGUGAGCGGGUGGAUUAUACCGCGCUGUAUGAUGUGCCGAGGGGCGGGAUGAGGUAUCGAGGCUACGAGUCUGUGCCUGCGGUGGAGGAGGGCGUUGUGUAG